AUCAUUCCGCACUUGCCAACCCCAUUCGGUCGAGGUGCGGCCAAGGGAUCGACUUGACGUUCCUGCUUGUCUGUCGCGUUCCUGACAGGGUAAAAGCAUCGUCCCAAAAACGCGUGUUGAAUCAUUCGCCGCCUCGAUCCCAGGCUGGCGCACCUUCUUCCUGCCCCAAGCCUGAGGCCCCUCUCGCAUUUGCACCGUCGGCAACUGGCAACUGGCAACCUUUUGCCAGGCGAGAGUGAGCACGGCCGGCGAUCGGUGUGCAUGCCCCACACACGCAUUGCCUGGAUCACGCAGCAAAUAAAAAUUAAACGUUGAAUUCCUCGCCUGCCUCGGCUGCCACACCAAACUCAAUCCAGCAGCGCCCAACCAGGUUUCUGCGACAAAAGGCGACCUCUCCGCUCAACGCCAGAUCAAGUCUAGGCCAUCGGCACAACGCUCAAAACAGCAUCUCCACCGUUUUACCUUUUUGGUCUUUCGUGAUACCCGAAAGGAAAAAAUGGCCGACAUCACCGACCAACACGACCAAACCUCGCCCACCGAGCUCGAUGAAGCGCAUUCGGUUGGCAAUGGCAACCCUGCCGUCGGCGAGAGUCGCGGCAUCAAGCGCGCCCGCCCUAGCGCUGCGGACGACGACGAUGACGACGACGAGAAGGCCGGCCGUGAGCGCCGCAAGAUUGAGAUCAAGUUCAUCAGCGACAAGUCGCGUCGCCACAUCACCUUCUCCAAGCGCAAGGCCGGUAUCAUGAAGAAGGCCUACGAGUUGUCGGUCUUGACUGGAACCCAAGUUCUGCUCCUUGUCGUGUCGGAAACCGGCCUUGUCUACACCUUCACCACCCCGAAGCUGCAACCUCUCGUCACCAAGGCCGAGGGCAAGAACUUGAUUCAGGCUUGCUUGAACGCGCCCGAGCCACCCGCCGGUGACAACGGCGUGGACGAUGCCAACGCGGUCGAAUCUCCCGAAGAGCCCACUAGUGCCCACCUUCCCCCUCAACCGACUCGUCCCGGGAUGCCCCAGGGUCACAUGCCUCCCGGCUACAUGCCCAAUGUCGGGAUGGACCCCCAGCAAGCGCUUGCAUACUCGAAUUACGUCCAACAGUCGCGGGGCAACCAGUACAUCCCCCCGUCUAGCCUCCAGCAGCAUGCAGGUCACCAGCCUUGAGCCCUCUCUCCUCCCCCUGUCGGCUCUCAUCAUGACUUCAGCCCGUGCGCCCAAAAUACCCAAUCGAUACUCUAAUGCAUUUGUGAAUCGUCAUAUUUCGGUCGACAUGUUUGGGGCGGCCUCGGCACGUUAACGAGGCGCGCUCUGGUCCGGCGUUUAUUGGGGGGAUGUAUGCUGCUCAUUCCAUCUUCUUUACAAAUUCUUGGGCCGUCUAUCUCAGCUUCCACUCUUAUCUGCAUCGCCUCAUUCUUCUGGUCCCCCGGCGCGGAAGUCGAUGGUCAGGUACGGAUUGUGCUCUUGAUCCAGCGCAGCUGGAUUGGGGUCCUACCUUGCUGCGCCUCAAAUGGGCGGUGGGUUGUUUAUAUCCCUUGUUGUGUUCGUCAGGGUGAAGGCUGGAGCUGGAGGCUGCAGUGAAACUUCGUCUGAGCACUCGGAUCAGGAGGGUUCGUAGCGCUUGGCUUUAGACGGCACUUUUUCUAGCGCGCCUUCCGCGGGUGUGCGAGAGGCCUGCGUGCUGGAAUUGUUGCUUGGCGGCUGUCCAGUUUGUGGUAGCGGGAUGAAGUCAACGAUCCACGAAGAAUUCAUACCACGGACUUGGGGGGCGUUGCGGAGCUAGCCGAGAUGGGGAAUGAAAUAAUAUUGACAGUUUGGCGACCGUUC
Messenger RNA from Thermothielavioides terrestris NRRL 8126, 1819 nucleotides. RefSeq lists its product as uncharacterized. The coding region runs from base 497 to 1159 and encodes 220 amino acids. Gene Ontology annotation, molecular function: protein dimerization activity; RNA polymerase II cis-regulatory region sequence-specific DNA binding; DNA-binding transcription factor activity, RNA polymerase II-specific. The record is from RefSeq and is a predicted model, not a curated record. The transcript is spliced from 3 exons. NCBI's taxonomy places the organism in Eukaryota, Fungi, Ascomycota, Sordariomycetes, Sordariales, Chaetomiaceae. Gene Ontology annotation, biological process: positive regulation of transcription by RNA polymerase II.